This is a messenger RNA of Acaulospora colombiana, 429 nucleotides long. NCBI's taxonomy places the organism in Eukaryota, Fungi, Glomeromycota, Glomeromycetes, Diversisporales, Acaulosporaceae. The record is from the annotation of a GenBank genome assembly.
UAAGAUCACUCGAUUUUCCAGGAAAGAGGCUUGUGACCUCCAUGUCCAGUUCUUUCGUGGACACUCGUAGGAACCUCAUAGCCAUUCGUCUGGUCUGCGAAAGCGAGGAACUACGAGCAUUCCUCUCACGAAAGUCGCCCAUGGUUGCUACCCAGCCUGAAGAAUUACCCAAAGCAUCAGCCUUCUCCGAUGGUGGAAUCGUCCGCGCUAUGUAUCGAUCUGUCACCGAGAGCAUUGACGACAUUUUCUUUGGGCCGUCCAUGCUGGAUGUUAUGAUACAGCGCUUGACCAGGCAAGCUGCCGAAUUUGCUGGCAUCGCCGGAUCUGGACUACAAGACGAGGAUCUAAUUGCACAAGCGUUUUCGUCUGGAAAGGAGACCCCAGAAGCCGCCCUAGCGAAACUUCCAAGUGAUCUUAAACCUCUCGAGG